CUAACGGCUAGUUCUAUCCUAAUUCCAGAUUAUCACACCAACGGUCAAAUUCCCCACUUUAAAACCUCCUCAUUUCGGCUCUUCUUCAUUUGUCUUCAUCUUCUCUCAAUCUUCAACGCUCUUUUCUUUUCUCUCUCUAUAAUCCGAUUGACAUUCGAUCAAAAAUCUCAACUUUCUGCAAAACCCUAAUUCUCUAAUUCCCCCAAUUCAAUGGAGACCCCUUCAUCAUCAAACAGGAGAAUCACAAGGUCUCAGGCUAUUGCUUUAGCAAAUAGUGAAACCAGCAACAACAACAACAAAACAUCAAAGAAAAUUGAAGAAUCUGAAAAGAGUAUCUCAAAAUCAAGGCAAAGAACUAAGAAACAAGAUCGAUCUGUUUUGAUUGAUAUAACAAAUGAUUCCCCAAUAGUUGGAUUAGCAAGCGGAAGCUUAAAUGGGACCCCAAUUUCAUCUUUCUCAAAACAGAGGAGGAGCAAUGCUUGCAAGAAAACUCCUGGAUCAGGGGAAGCUCUGCUCAGAGGUCAAGUCAAGAAUCUGUUGCAAAAGGUUGAAGAAGAAGCUGAGAUAUCUAAGUUUUGUCUCGAAAACUGUGGUCCGGUUCGCAAUGCCGGGUUUAAAGCUAUCUUUAAUUCUCCGGCAGGACUUGUUGCUCCGACUCCGGUGAAUACUCCACAAGUUCUGAAUUUCUCUGCUUUUGAGGAAAUUGAUUUGUUGAGCUCUGUUUCUGAACCUCCAAUUGAAGAUCAACUCAAAUUGCCUCUGGUGGUGAGUGGGAAAAUUGAUGAGAAGAAGCAAGAAGAGAAUGAAACAGACUGUGAGAAAGAUGUGAUGAUAUCAAGGGCAUUGUUUCUGGAAUUUUCUGAUAAAUCAGACUGCUCAUCAGACUGUUCAUCUGUGGUGACAUACCAAGUAAAGAGUGAAGCAAGCCAAGACAAACUGGAUUCAUUUGAUGAUGAUGCUGCUUCAGUUUGGUCUAUCCAAGUGAAUGCAAGUACUCGAGGCGACGACGAAGAUGAGGAUGAAGUGAAUCAAGAUGUUGAUGAAGUUGCUGAGAAUGACGAGUAUUAUGAUGAGGAAGAAGGAGAAGCAGAGAAAGUGCCUUUUCUUGAUGAAUUGUGUGAUGGAAUAAGCAAUAUGAGUAUGGAAGGAGAGAAAAAAGGGCCAAAAUUCAUGGGAAAACACAAAAGAUUUGUGUAUAACAGUGAUGAUGAAUUGGUUGAGGAAUUUGAAGAGUUUGAUUCGACUGAAGCGCUUCGCUUGAAGGGAUUGCCAACUCCAAAAGGGAAGCAUGUCCGUUUUCUGGAUGAAGAAUGAUUGAGAAUUUCAGUGGAUUGUUUAGUUUUUUACAUGUUUCUGAGAAAGUGGCUAACUUUCUGGAUGAAUGCUCUGAUUUUGGGGUUUGGUUAUGAAACAUUUUCUAGGUUUUUGGUGAUUAGAGUUGGAAAACCAAAAAAUAAUGUGGAUUGAUAUGAAUUAAUCAUUCUGUAUUAUAUUAUGAUUGAUUGUGGGAAACUUUCUGAAUUGUUAUUUUGCACAGCAGAUUUGUUUAAUGAAACUGAUAUUCUGCAUUA
This is a messenger RNA of Chenopodium quinoa (quinoa), 1571 nucleotides long. RefSeq lists its product as uncharacterized. The coding region runs from base 211 to 1314 and encodes 367 amino acids. Lineage: Eukaryota; Viridiplantae; Streptophyta; Magnoliopsida; Caryophyllales; Amaranthaceae. The transcript has 3 exons. The record is from RefSeq and is a predicted model, not a curated record.